CCGAGCGUCAUUUUUCCCGGCGGCUACCCGCCCUGACCUCCCUCCGACCCCGCACAGCGCGGGACCCCACCCACUCGGGGUCCCCGAGGCAGGAGUUGCAGCUCGAUCUCGGCGACCGUCUCCACUCCCAGCUGCCGCGCCAGCCCGGCUCGGACGCCGACCCAGCCUAGCUCCCAGGACACAGGCUGGGAGGCCAGGCGAGCGCACGCGGCCAUCCACCCAGUGCCGGGCUCGGAGGGAGGCCGGCCCCUGGCGUGAAUCCCGGGCUCAAGCGUGAGGAAGCGUCGUAGGGCUGUGCGGACUCAGCCUGCCGGCGCGGCGGCCACAAAAAGGGAAGCGCCCGCAGGGGACCUACUGCCCAGUUACAGCGUGAGAGGACCCAGGCUUCUGGCACCGCCAGGGUCCGGACGCCUGCGGGUGGGGCUGGGAUGGGCUCUCAAAUGUCAUUGGCCGAGGGGCGCGCCGUGCCGGCCGCUGCACGCUUCCAUUGGUUGGCGAGACAGGAGGCGGUCCUCCUCCAGCACUGUCUACACUAGCUGAGAGCACCGAGCGCAGCGGCUGAACCUGACCUCGCUGGCCAGCGGCACCAUGAGCCGAAGCUUGGAUGCGGCACGGAGCUUCGUGGAGCAGCUGGAGGCGCGGGGCGGACAGGAGGGGGCGAUCCUUGCCGGCGAGUUCAGCGUGAGUGGGCGAGUGUAGACGGCGGCGCAGUGCGCUCUGGCUCCUCGCCCUGGCCUGUCCGGACGUCUGUCCUGUGCGCCCUGCUGCGCUUGCCUCUCUCUUGGAGUCUAGCGGCAUCUCCUCGCCUCGAGGUCUAUUUUUCUCUCCCCCGCACCUCUCUCUGUUGCGCUCUCUCCCUGUCUUCACUGUCUGCCCGCAGAGCCCCAGAGGGCGAAGUCCAGGGCCGGGCUGGGCGGGGCUGCACACACCCUCGGGUCCCCGUGCCCUCGUCGCGCUCAGGACAAUCCCGCUGCUGGGCGCCGCGGGGGAGGGCGGACGCCGCAGGCGGGGGCGGGCGCGCCCCUGCGCUCCGGGCGACCCGGCGGUCACCGCUGAGGUCUUGGGGAGGAAGGGGCUGGGAGAAGAGGAACCAGCCGAGGGGUGUGGACACCGGCCUCUCGUCGGCUUUGUGGCUCGGAACAGAUUACCCAGCCCCUCUGGCCUCGGUUUCUUUUUGAGUCUAAAGUGGCCUAAGGAUUAAAUAACUGAGGACAUUCGGGCCCGCUCAGCCGCCUGGAAGACUGACAGUGUGUGCUCCACCGAGGCUGGCAGUCGGCCCGGGAACGUGAGAAAGAACCGCUACAAGGAUGUGCUGCCAUGAGGAGGGACACGGCGACUACAUCAAUGGCAACUUCAUCCGGGGCACAGAUGGAAGCCCGGCCUACAUCGCCACACAAGGACCCCUGCCUCACACCUUGCUAGACUUCUGGCGCAUGGUCUGGGAGUUCGGAGUCAAGGUGAUCUUGAUGGCAUGUCGAGAGACGGAAAAUGGGCGGAAAAAGUGUGAGCGCUACUGGGCCCAAGAACAGGAGCCAUUGCAGAUUGGGCUUUUUUGCAUCACCCUGACCAGGGAGACACGGCUGAAUGCAGACACCAUGCUCAGGACCCUCCAAGUCACUUUCCAGAAGGAAUCCCGUCCUGUGUACCAGCUGCAGUAUAUGUCCUGGCCAGACAAAGGGGUCCCUGGCAAUCCUGACCACGUGCUCGCCAUGGUGGAGGCAGCUCGUCGCCUCCAGGGCUCUGGUCUCAGCCCCCUCUGUGUCCACUGCAGCGCGGGCUGUGGGCGAACAGGCGUCCUGUGCACAGUGGAUUAUGUGAGGCAGCUGCUCCUGACCCAGAUGAUUCCACCUAACUUCAGCCUCUUCGACGUUGUUCUUGAGAUGCGGAAGCAGCGGCCUGCGGCUGUACAGACAGAGGAGCAGUACAAGUUCCUGUACCACACGGUGGCUCAGAUGUUCUUCUCAGCACUGCGGAACUCUAGCCCCCAUUACCAGAACCUAAAGGAGAAUCGUGCCCCACUCUUCGAUGAUGCCCUCUCCCUCCGGACUUCCCAGACCCUUCCUGCCACACCCCGCCUACCUGGGGGGGUCCUCAGGAGCAUCUCGGUACCCGGGCCCCCGGCCCUCGCCAUGGCCGACACGUACGCGGUGGUGCAGAAGCGCGGGGCGCUGGCGGGCCCCGGGCCGGGGUCGGGGGCGCGCGGCACGGAGGAGGCGCCGCUCUACAGCCAGGUGGCGCCGCGCGCCCGGCGGCCCCAGGCGCCCGCCGAGGACGCGCAGGGGGCGCCGCCGGGCCGCGCUCCUGCUGACCGAAGCGCUGCUGCGCCUGGCGCCUACGAGGACGUGGCGGAUGGAGCUCAGACCGGUGGGCUAGGCUUCAACCUACGCAUUGGAAGGCCUAAAGGACCCCGGGACCCCCCUGUGGAGUGGACCCGGGUGUGAGUGCUGCGCCCCCGCCUGCCUGUUGCUCCCCAUGGGCACUUGGACAGCUGACGGCCAUGCUCUGCUGCGUGGAAAUGCUGGACCUGGAUCAAAAUAAAAGUUUCUCAGAGUGGGAAA
Messenger RNA from Equus quagga, 2558 nucleotides. RefSeq names its product protein tyrosine phosphatase non-receptor type 18 (gene PTPN18). Gene Ontology annotation, biological process: peptidyl-tyrosine dephosphorylation. Gene Ontology annotation, molecular function: non-membrane spanning protein tyrosine phosphatase activity. The record is from RefSeq and is a predicted model, not a curated record. The coding region runs from base 1308 to 2441 and encodes 377 amino acids. The transcript is spliced from 15 exons. Gene Ontology annotation, cellular component: cytoplasm; nucleus. Lineage: Eukaryota; Metazoa; Chordata; Mammalia; Perissodactyla; Equidae.